Dendrobium catenatum is the source of this 685-nucleotide messenger RNA. Its product is annotated as protein PGR-like. Lineage: Eukaryota; Viridiplantae; Streptophyta; Magnoliopsida; Asparagales; Orchidaceae. The record is from RefSeq and is a predicted model, not a curated record. The transcript is spliced from 2 exons. Gene Ontology annotation, cellular component: membrane. The annotation marks the transcript as partial.
ACACUAAUCAUCUAUAUUUUACAUGAUCAGAAAGUUCGAAAGGGCACCAAUGGCGCAGUUUCUGUAGAAGGCCUUCUAGCAGCUGCCGCAGCUGGCUUAGUUAUAGGAUCGACUUUUGUAAUGGUCGGUUGGCUCUCAGUUUCAUGUGGUACUCAUGUUGUGCGGAGAGAGCUUCUUGCAGUUCCUAUUGCUGCAAUUGCUGGGCUUUGCGGAAGCCUAAUUGAUUCUAUAUUGGGUGCAACGCUCCAAUUUAGUGGAUUUUGCACUUUGCGGAAGAAAGUGGUUGGAAGAAAAACACCUACUGUAAUCAGAAUUUCAGGAAUGGAAGUUCUUGACAACAAUGCGGUGAAUGCUGUGUCUGUUUUAAUAACAACACUUCUUACAGGUCUCGCAUGUAUUUACAUUUUUUGAUUACGCUGGGUAGGUCUUCAUUCUUCUCUCCUAUUUUUCUCGAACACACCCAAAAGCGACAAGCAAGCUCAGCGAUGCUUUAUUUAUCUGUCCCUCUUCUUUCCCUACUGUGUUUGAAGGCAUAUCUAACAAAAGAAUACUAUUUUUUUUUUGCAUCCCAAAAUUUUCAUGAUGUAAAUCCAAACCAAUGCACGAUUUUUGCCCUACAAAAUUAGGACCUAAUGUACCGACAAGAUCCUGUAAUGCAGGCUGAGCAGAAUAACAUAUUGUGAUA